Messenger RNA from Coniophora puteana RWD-64-598 SS2, 192 nucleotides. RefSeq lists its product as uncharacterized. The transcript has a single exon. Lineage: Eukaryota; Fungi; Basidiomycota; Agaricomycetes; Boletales; Coniophoraceae. The annotation marks the transcript as partial. The record is from RefSeq and is a predicted model, not a curated record.
GGAGCAGUGAUGUCUGUCGAGUGGGUGAAGAGCAAGCAUGCAAAGUCAGUGUGCAUGCCUUCAUCACGGCCAAUAAGCUUGUUAGAGAACGUCACGCCUGGCAGCAGGCCACACUUCUUCAACCAGAAAAUAGACGCAAGGGAUCCAGAGAAGAAUAUACCCUUGACGGCGGCGAAUGUAACGAGGCGCUCU